Morchella importuna is the source of this 267-nucleotide messenger RNA. RefSeq lists its product as uncharacterized. The record is from RefSeq and is a predicted model, not a curated record. Bases 1 to 267 code for a protein of 88 amino acids. Lineage: Eukaryota; Fungi; Ascomycota; Pezizomycetes; Pezizales; Morchellaceae. The transcript is spliced from 3 exons.
AUGGCGAGAACAGAUACGAAGCAGACGUAUGCACCUGAAAAGAAAGAAAGAAAAAAACUUGUUUCUGUAGAUAUGCAAUUAACAAUUAUUACAUCUCCAUCUCCAAAUAUCCUGAUCGCCGGCAGGAACGCCGCCACCAUAUUCGUGGGUAGGGUAAGGAUCGAAGGCGGUACCUAUGUGCUCUAUAGACAAAUCCUUCUUCCUUUCCAGCGUGUUCCCAUCCAUCCCAUUCCCCCUCCCAGCGGACCUAACCCAACAAACGGAUAA